AUGGCAAACACAAGCGAGUUUGGGGAGGGCAGCCCGUCCUUACAGAACUAUGCGUCCGCGGCCUCUGCGGUCAAGCUGGUCUCCCUGGGUCUGAUCAUGGGCAUCAGCCUGCUGGGAAACGCGUCGCUGUCGCUGCUGCUGCUCAAGGACGGCUCGCUGCACAAGGCUCCCUACUACUUCCUCCUGGACCUGUGCCUGGCGGACGUGGUGCGCUCCGCAGUGUGUUUCCCCUUCGUGAUGGCAUCGAUCAGCGGCGGCUCCGCGUGGCCGUACAGCGCGCUCAGCUGCAAGAUCGUCGCCUUCAUGUCGGUGCUCUUCUGCUUCCACGUCGCCUUCCUGCUCUUCUGCGUCAGCGUCACCCGGUACAUGGCGAUCGCCCACCACAGGUUUUACUACAAGCGCAUGAAUCUGUGUACGUGCGUGGCGGUCAUCUGCAUGGUGUGGACUCUCUCUGUGGCCAUGGCGUUCCCUCCUGUUUUCGACGUGGGCACCUAUAAAUUCAUCCGUGAGGAGGAGCAGUGCAUCUUUGAGCACCGCUACGUGAAGGCGAACGACACUCUGGGCUUCAUGCUGAUGCUGGCCGUCAUCGUGGGGACGACGCAUGUGGUUUACAUCAAGAUGCUGUGCUUCGUGUACGACCACCGCAAAAUGAAGCCGGCGCAGCUGGUACCUGCCAUCAGCCAGAACUGGACCUUCCACGGCCCCGGAGCCACCGGGCAGGCCGCCGCCAACUGGAUCGCCGGCUUCGGCCGCGGACCCACCCCGCCGACGCUGGUCGGGAUCAGGCAAGCAUUGUACCCCGGCAACAGGAGGCUGCUGGUGCUGGAUGAGUUCAAAAUGGAGAAACGGAUCGGGAAGAUGUACUACAUGAUUACACUGACCUUCCUCAUUCUGUGGGCUCCUUAUAUAAGCGCCUGCUACCUGAGAAUAUUUGUGCGGGGAGCUCCGGUCCCGCAGCUCUACCUGAGCGCUGCGGUGUGGAUGAGCUUCGCCCAGGCGGGAGCGAACCCCAUCAUCAGCUUCAUGUUCAACAAGGAGCUGCGGAUGCGCUUCAGAGCCUGUUUCCCCUGUUGCCUGGGAACACAGACACCCAUGGAGCCAUACUGUGUCAUCUGAACCACACACAGGCCCCCCCAAAAAAUACUGCCAAAGACACAUAACAUCUUAUUUCAGAAUGUACGCAGACUGGUCCCCAAAAAUGUGUUUGUACACGCACAGGGAUGAUGUGGAGGGUGAACCCACUUCUGUUCAAUUUAUCCGCAUUUUAGUUGUGAGAAAGAUUAUAUUCACUGUUUAAAUCUGACAAAAACUUGAAUAUGAUGUAAAAUAAUUCUAUAUUUUGCUCAUCAGAAUCAUUCGUUUAUUAUGAAGCAUAAUAUGGGACUGAAGCAUAAUGAGAUGUUUUUGUCAGCCUCAUCAACUGGGCAUCAUGGUUAAACCACUUUUUAAUUUUUAAUGCAGGUGACAUUAAUUUCAAAUAUAGGGUAUAGCCUCAAUGACAAUAGGGGAGAAUGGGGUCGGUUGGGACAUGUUUGUGUCAACAUGCAAUAACAACACAUUCUCAUCCAAACACAUCAAAUAUCGUCACUUGGUCAGUGCAAUUCAAGUCUACAUAUUACAUGCUAGGUCUUGUGUUUGUUGUUGACAUUCCAGAGCAAUGUGUCA
Plectropomus leopardus (leopard coralgrouper) is the source of this 1665-nucleotide messenger RNA. RefSeq names its product G protein-coupled receptor 27 (gene gpr27). Gene Ontology annotation, molecular function: G protein-coupled receptor activity. Gene Ontology annotation, biological process: G protein-coupled receptor signaling pathway. Lineage: Eukaryota; Metazoa; Chordata; Actinopteri; Perciformes; Serranidae. Gene Ontology annotation, cellular component: plasma membrane. The record is from RefSeq and is a predicted model, not a curated record.